Messenger RNA from Acanthosepion pharaonis, 828 nucleotides. The record is from the annotation of a GenBank genome assembly. NCBI's taxonomy places the organism in Eukaryota, Metazoa, Mollusca, Cephalopoda, Sepiida, Sepiidae.
AUGAAUCCUCCUCAAACCAAUUUAUCUAUUUGGAUCUAUUCUAACGCUAUCUAUCUAUCUAUCUAUCUAUCUAUCUAUCUAUCUAUCUAUCUAUCUAUAUUAGCCAGUUUUUAUCUCUCUCUUAUAACGCUAUCUAUCUAUCUAUCUAUCUAUCUAUCUAUCUAUCUAUCUAUCUAUCUAUGUAUACUCUACACUUUCUGGGCUACGAUCGAUUCCAGUGAGACUGAUGUCGGUCAGUGUUUUCUCAUUUUCUUCUUCCUCAUUUCCUUCUUUUUCUUCAUCUUUCUCUCCCCUACGCGUAAUUUUCAUUAUUUUUUCUUUUUGCUUCCUUUCUCUGUCUUCAUAUCCUCACCUACGCUCUUCUCUCCCACUCCAACAACAUUUUCCUUUCCCCCGCCUCUCUCCCUAUCUGCCCCUCUCUCUUUCCCCUUUUACUUAUCCCUUUUCUCCUCCUUUUAUUCCCCCUUUUCAUCUGUCAUUGUUCACUGUGAUUUCCCUCUGAAUCAAUAUAUCUCUUUCAUCGUCUCUUUCUUUUUGUCGUGUUUCUCAUUCAAGAGAAAUUCUUCCGUUCAAUAUUGCCUGCCUUGCUCUUUUAAGUUUUUACUUCUAUCCUUAAUUAAUCAUGUUUUUCUCUCUUUAAUGAACUCUCUCUCCCCCUCUCUCUUUCUCUAUCUUUCUCUCUCUCUAAAAAUUUUCUGCUUCUCUCCCCAAUUUCUCUCCAUCUUUAUUAUUCCUCUCUUUCCCUCUCUCUCUCUCUCUCUCUCUCUCUCUCUCCCUCUCCGCCACUCUCUUUCUUUUUCGCUUUCCUUCUCUCCCACCCAUCACUAA